This is a messenger RNA of Penicillium robsamsonii, 579 nucleotides long. RefSeq lists its product as uncharacterized. The transcript has 2 exons. The record is from RefSeq and is a predicted model, not a curated record. NCBI's taxonomy places the organism in Eukaryota, Fungi, Ascomycota, Eurotiomycetes, Eurotiales, Aspergillaceae. Bases 1 to 579 code for a protein of 192 amino acids.
AUGAUCGAGUUUGCUUCACCGUCCAUCACUAACCGGAACCCGGCGUUCGUUGUCUUUGGCUUUUUCAUUGUGUUCGCCACAUCGUUUAGAGUCGGCGGAUUGGAUCCGGUGUCGUUCCCGUCGAAAGACUUAAUCACGUCCUUAAUAACCCCCUUGGAUUCGUGGACAUUGGUAUCAUUCCAGCCGCUCGCCCUAUCUUUCAUAGAGAAUCUGAUCAACGAGGUCAUACUCCCACAUAUCCAGGGCCGCUGCAUGGAUCCGUUCCUUAGCACCAGCACGCAGUUCCACACCGUCAUGACAAGGUGCCGAUGCAUUACCACCGAAGGUUGCUUCCGCCUGGACGUAGACAGAUGGAGUAUGGAUGAUGCCGACCGUCUUCUUGAACUUUCCAUUGAGCACGUCUAUUCCGCACUCCAACGCAAAGGGCAGACCCAGGUCGCCUGUCAUCUUAAGGUUACCAGAUGCCUGGAAGACAGGUUGAACUCGAACCUCGAGGCCUUUGAGCUUGCUAUCCUCCUUCCCCUUAACGCUAGCACGCGCGGUUCCAGCUGCAACUUCAAGUUGGCCCCCGAGAAGUAA